GCUUGUUUUAUCAGUGAACAGUGUAAAAUGGGGCAUUUAUUCGGUAGAGUUGUCUUGCUAAAGAACGAGACCGACCGCGUGAUAGAACUCAAAGAGAGCCGCCGGUCUGCCCCUCAUGGUCUUUAUUCAUAUACAAUCCGCCUAGAUCCUUUUCAUGAAAAGAAGAUCGGUGCCACUAUGUUUCACCGACGCACCAAACUAGCAGCAAGACCGACUGUGAUCAGAAUAUUUGUUGAUGGUGUUGAUUUGUUUGAUAAGGUUCUAACUCCUCAAAACUUUAUUGAUUAUUUUCGAAUAUCGUUUAGAGCAGGUGAAGACGAAAAAGUGAUUGUUACAGGUGUUAGAGCAACACGGAGUGAUCAGUUUCGCAGUACCAGGCUUGUAGGUAGUUUGCUCAGUGGCUUGCGCUUUCUGAUCGGAAAUGAUGAACAUGGGAGCCAAGAGGAAGAUAUUGUCUAAAAAAUUGUUACUUGUACUGUAUAUAUGGACUGUAGUAAUAUAGGGUAAUACGCAAGAAGCCUGUAUCAGUACCUUGAUAUCCUAUUGGAACGAAAAACAAAGAUACAUGUAUAUACGUACUGUUUAUAUAAAACAUUCAGGCAUGCCAGAAUAAGGGUUAUUGUACGUGGUGUAAAUAUAUUAAUCUGUAUUUGUAUAUACUGAAUAUGUGCUAUUCUGUAUGAGAAAUUUAAGUACUGUAAAUUCUUGUUUUAUU
Molecule: messenger RNA, 715 nt
Organism: Pistacia vera
Lineage: Eukaryota; Viridiplantae; Streptophyta; Magnoliopsida; Sapindales; Anacardiaceae
Exons: 2
Coding region: 28-459 (143 amino acids)
Source: RefSeq, a predicted model, not a curated record